UUUUAGGUUUUCCUCUUUGAGCGCUAACACGACGAAGAUGCGUGUUGCGCUUCUAUUCGCGUUCUGCAGUGUCGCCGUGCUGGCGAAACACCACAAGCGACGAGUUCCUAUCAUCGACCUUCGUGGUGCUGAUCAACUGGUAGCGAACAUUCGUGAGGACGAGAAUGUCCUCAACACUGUACCUGAUCUCUCAAUUGUCGCAGAAACAGGCCCAGUCUGCAAGUACCUGCUGACGUCUUCCGAUAAGGACAUCCCAUUCGAUGUUCAGGUGAUCGAUCAGUACACUGGCGCUGCUGUCAUCAGAGUCAAGGAUGCAGCCACUCUUGACUGUCGGAAGAGUGAAUACGACUUGCAGGUGGUGGCCGUUCGAUGUGAGGACGACGCUACCCGCAGCGAACCAGUCGCUCUGAAAGUCUCCGUAAAGGACACGAAUAAUCACUCACCCGAGUUUGAUAGUCCAUGGUAUACCUUCACUGUUGAAGAAGGCAAAAUUCACAAUGAAAUCGCUACGCUAAAAGCGACCGAUGCUGAUUGUGGCAAUCCAUAUGGACAAAUUUGCGAUUUCGAAAUUGCCAACGGUUUGAACGACUUCCCGUUUGCGAUUAAUAAUCAGGGAGUGCUUCGGAACACAAAACCCCUUAAUUACUCGACUGCAAAGUCUUACAUCCUCACCGUUGUCGCCAUCGACUGUGGAAUGAGAAGAAGCAAGAGUGCGUUGGUCACGGUGAAUGUGAAGGAGACCUGUGUCCAAGGACAUACCGGGCUCAACGACAGACUCAGCUACGUGGCUGCAAGCGGACCGAAACUGCUUCUGCCGGAUGUACAGAGCCAUGUCUGUGAACAGGAAUCGGCUUGCGAAAUAGAGAAUGUACACAGCACUGUGAAACUGAAGGCUGGACAUGUGACAAACGGAUGCUCGAGGGACACAAUUUUCUCGAACGAGACGUUCCAGAGCUGUGGCUUAUCUUCUGCGACGGUGCCACUUCUUCCAUCGAAAUCCGUCUUCACGGACGAAGCCGAAGCUGAUGUAGUCUUCGAUGGAGUCACCAACGCUGUAAUCGUGCCAUCGCGCACAGUUCCAGAAGUUAUUCCGGACAAGUUCUCUCUGUCAUUUUCGAUGAAACAUGCCGCUGGAACAAAAGACGAUCAGAAGAAUAAGAAGAACAUUCUUUGUGAAUCGGACGAAGAUGGUAUGAACCGCCAUCAUUUCGCUGUUUAUGUGCGCCAUUGUAAACUUGAAGUUGUUCUGAGAAGAGAAGCUGGUAGCAAAGCCGAGUUCCGUGCAGCUGAAUGGAGAUGGGCUACACCGCAGGUUUGCGAUGACGAAUGGCAUUCCUAUUCGUUGCUUUUCAACGGAGUCGAUGAUGUCAACCUGAUGAUCGAUGGCGUCGCAUUCAAAGCCGAUGAAAGGAAUCCGGAGAUUCUUGAUGACUGGCCGCUGCAUCAGACUAAAGCUGUGAAAACGAGACUUGUGGUUGGAGCAUGCUGGCAUGGCAGACAACAAGCAAUGGUUCAGUUCUUCAAAGGAUCGCUGUCCAGUGUGUAUUUACUCAGCGGAGAAGUAGAGAACCAAAGUGCCAUCGAAUGUGCCCAUCGCUGCCCGGAACAACUGCAGUUUACUGGCAUGGAUGAAAUAACAGAAGGACAAAGUGUGACAUUCAAUGCAGAUCAGUCUGCGAUUACCGUCAAAGCGACCACGGUCCCAGAAGUUGAUAAAAUGCUCCGAAGGAUUUCAUACGUAAACACGCAAGAAACUCCAAUUCCCGGACAUCGAUCCUGGACCCUGGACACUACGGUCGCAUGCAAGGGAGGCAAGCAGCUCACUCUACCAUCCGCAAAAGGUUACGUCUUUGUUGAACAAGAAGCAGACCCUGUGCUAUCCCUGUCGGGAUCUACAACUCUGAAUAUCGACCAACAUUCCGUCAAAGUUGGAACCCCAAUGAUUUCCGACAUUCAAAUCACCGUUAGCCAACCGGAAAGCGAUGGUAAAAUGAAGGAUGUGACCUCGUCACACAUGCUCGACUACUGCAAAGUGCAUCUGAAGCCGUCGAGAGACAUGGACUUGGAGUAUUUCUCCUCACCGGCAUCGCUGAUUGCCGCACUCCAGAUUGAUUUCGAGCACGACAAGGAGGGAAUUCUAUUACGAGGAGAGGAGACCGUCAAAGGUUAUCGCGAGGUGCUUUCGAAGAUUCACUACUUCAAUACGAGACCUGACACCUACAGUAAGCGUAUCUACACUGUUCAAUGUGCAAUGCUGAAAGGACGAGUGCUCAGCAAUGAACUUGUGAUUACGAUGUCCAUCGAACCAUCAAGCUCGGAAGCACCAGUGCCACCGGUCACAUCUACGGAAAAUCUUGAUAGCUUGGACAUGCUGGAAAGGCAUUUCGAGCCCGCAUUCGACCAGCUGGGAAGUAAUCGACUACAGAAUAUUCUUGAGAUGGACCUUCCUCGUCCCAAAGCACUUCUGUCACACCACGGCUACGAAGUAGGACAGGGAGCUAUUGCAGGAGGCGCAGUGGCUGUCGUGGUUGUUGUUUGCGUUGGUUUCUUACUCGUUCUGCUUGUCAUCGGAGUAUUGAAAAUGAGGGACACUCCACUGCCUCGCAAAAGGAAGAACAAGCGACAAGAUGAUGGUAUGUCUUGGGAUGAUUCUGGUAUGAAUAUCACUGUUAAUCCGUUGGACGAUGUGGAGAAGAAUGUUGCUGAAGAGGAGUUUACAGAAGACGAGGAGAGCACUGAUGGAGAGGAAAGCGAUGCGUCCUACCGAGAAGAGGAGGAGCUGUCGGACGAGGACGUCGAACACGAAGUACUUCCGCACCUCGACGCGCAGCGCGGCGGUCUGGAGUGGGACGACGACGCCGUGAUGGCGACAGCAAAACAGAAGUUUUCCGAACAGGUAACAUACUAUAUCAUAGAGCUCAUCGAGGACAACAAUCAGGCUCAUCCGAAAGGGCGUGAUUUCCUCGACACGAUGGUGUGCAAACAAGUUCAGUUUGAGCAUCCCAGAGAUUUGACGGAUGGGGUGGAAGAGGGCAGAGAUUGGUGUGAUGCUGGUUGUGAAAUCGUUAUAAAGCUCAGGAACUAUCUUGAUGUACUGAAAAGGGAUGCCUUGAUUGCUCAAGGCAUCGAUGACGGCUUCAGUCUCAACCGACAAAGAUUUAUAUGUAUACGAGUUGGCAUCUCAGAUUCCACUCCGGUGUGGAGCCAGUCCAUCGGGCUGACCUCUCAUGCAGUGAAACUUAUCCUUCUUUUGAUUCCUACUCGUCUUGGAUUCGCUUCCUACCGUCCUAACUAUGUCUGA
Molecule: messenger RNA, 3301 nt
Organism: Cylicocyclus nassatus
Lineage: Eukaryota; Metazoa; Nematoda; Chromadorea; Rhabditida; Strongylidae
Source: the annotation of a GenBank genome assembly